CGCUAGAGCGGGCACGGGGCUGGCUUGACGACAUGACCAAGCACUGCGUGGCCGCUUCUCAUGGAAAAAAGCAUGCGGAACAUGAGGACGAGUCAAGCGCCCAGUUUUCGACGACGUCGCCGGUAUUUCUCGCGUUCCAGCGUGCCCAAGAUGGCGAGCACAUCGCGUCACAGGUCGUCGACUUCGUCUUGCAUGCUGUCGGCGCCACCAUUGACGAAGGUCGAAAGGCCGACAAUACGUUUGAAUUCACCUCGCUCAAGCUCGUGAACGGCCUCAUAUACAUGAUGAGCAUGGUCACGAUUGACCUGAGCACCAAAUUUAAAGACAACCCGGCAACGUACGAGGCUGGAUCCACCCCGACGCCUUGUGCGGCCGACAUUUGGUCCAAGCAGUACAUCCGAGCAAAGAAAAAGCGCAAGCCUCCGCUCGUUCGGGGGGUAUCGUAUUCGAGUUCGUUUGGGCUCGGAGUCGUGGCGGAAGAGGCCGGCAGCGAGUUCCAUCGGUCGUCGUAUCAACAGCGCUCCCCGACCAACAAACCAAACGGCGGCGGUCGCCGAAGUCCCGAGCGGUCGUUGCAGCCGCUGGCGACUCUUGUCGUCGAGACCGAAGUGACCAUGUCCAUUCGAGAUCUCGCGUUUCGAACUGUGAACGCCAGCGACGCGCCAUUGUCUCCGGACGACAUGGAACGUCGAGAGCUCAUUGAAAAGAUGCUGGAAGAUCGUGAACGAGACGAGAAGCUUCGGAUGCAAGCAGACGCCAAACGGAGUCGAUCUGCUGUUCGGCUUGUCAUCGAUCCUGUGGAUCCCGAUGCGAAGCCUUCGAGGAAGGGUAGUGUAGGCGAUGUCGCCCCCCCCUCUCCCGAAGGCAUUCCUUCCGUGGACGAUCCAUUCGUCGACGGCAACGAUAGGGGUGCGUCGGAGGUCAUCCUCGUAGAGGACUCCGAGAUGAUUGUCGGCGAAGCCAGCCACUUGGUGUCCCGACGGUCGAAACGCGACAUGUUCAAGCACAUCCCGAACGUCAUGUUUGAGCCAACGGUGACCCUGCCACCUCCAAGUGGUCGCAUCGACGACGCCGCGACCGUCGGCACAGCGCGACCGACCAACAAUUCUCGCGGCUCAUCCAGGAAGUCCAGUCGCGCCAAGUUGCCAAAGACACCCAGCGGCACCAAAACCGCUCGGACGCGCGCGUACUUUGCGGCAUUGCUGGCAACGGACGAGCCACUCUUUGUUGGAAGCAAUGACAGAGACGGCGGUCCUUGCUUUGGCGACGACACAAGUCCUGCCAAGGGCGUCGUCAUCACCCAUGGGCUCGUUGUCAAGUCGGGGGUACAGUGGGAAGGGAGGCAGCCGCCUUUCCACGGCCGAGGGAUGCCAAGAACUGUGUCGGAGCCAGUGCUUGACCCUAUCGAUCAAACCCCGCCGUCCGCUCAACUUCUCCGCCGGGCAUCCCUGCAACGACUACCACCUCCCCCACACAGUAUCAGACCGAACGACGCGGAAGCACCACCGACCACAGAGAGUUUACUGCCUUCGCCCCGAGUCCUCGCACUGGACCAUCACAUGGACCACCAUCGACACACCACGUCCAAGUCGAUGAGUUUGCGAAUACGAACGCCCGCGUGCCGAAAGCGGCGGUCGCGCAAGGUCGUGGACGACCUCGUCGUGGCCACCGACGACCACCAUGUAUCAGUGCCGUCGGUUGAAGACGAGCAGCAGGGCAACAACAGUUGCUCGGCCCAGCCCCCGCCAUCCGCCUCGACGUCUCCGCCGCGCGUGGUCCAGCGCCGCCCCAGCACCAACUCCGCGACGGUCAUCACGCCUCAAAAACUCGUUCGGUCCCCUGUAAGGCAAAUCCGUCUACCCCGAGUCAGCUCCAGAGGGGACGCACCCCUGGGCAGCGGUGGACGUGUCCUGUGCCACUCAGCAUUGACGCUGCCACUCCUUAAGCAGCAGCCCACGUUGUCGUAGUGAAAUGAAUGAAACAAGUCCGCCAAGCAUGCCCGCACAUCGUCGUUGAUAAUCUGUUUGAAGUUCAAUUGGUGGUGGGAGAGGAAUUUUGUACUCGUGGACCUACUCAUGUCCCUGUCGCCAACAGGAUGUGGCUUACGUCGUCAUUUCUUGCGCGUGCUUGGCGCAAAACCCAUUUCGCUGCGCCCAUUUCUUGCACUGGGCAAACUCGCACCGCUUGCCACCACCGUGGCCGCGACAAUACCCGCCGCUUUGGCAGCUCUUUGUGCACCCGUCAAAUUUGCAACGGACGCCGCCGCCGUGUUGCUUGCACAGCCCCCGAGACUGCGCCGUCUUGGUGCAUCCCUCCAUGCGGCACGGCUUGCCGCCGCCAUGGGCUAUGCAGAGAUGGCCGGUUUGGGCGCUCUUCAUGCAGCCGUCUACUUUGCAACGACGGCCGCCACCAUGAACUUUGCACAUGCCUUUGGUUCGCGCAAUGUUGUUGCAACCAAGAGACGUGCAAAACUUGGCGUACUGCGUGCUGUCGGCACUGCCAUUGGUAUGCUCUUGCUGGUACAGAUCGCGGGACGCUUGGGAGGCUGUAGGCGGGACAGCGCUGGGCUGGCCUGCGUAGCCGUAUCCGUACGCCACCGGCGGAGACGGCAGUUGGGACGACGACUGGUACAAUCCAUGGGAAGUAUAGUUGGAUGGGGGGUGCUGGGGCAUCUGGUGGGGGUGUGGAUGGCUCUGUUGCAAGAGCUGGUGACUUUGCAAUUCUUGCAAGUGCUGCUGGUGGUGGUUGGUGUAAUUGUACAUGUACUGGUUCGGAUGGGAAGUCGCCGCACCCAUCAUGUGGGAUGGUGGGGGCAGCGAGCUCCGGCCAUAGGCCAUGUCUGGAUUGCCAUACAUGUGGCUUGCUUGUUGGUGAUGUAAUCCUUGCUGUUGUGACUGCUGCUGUUGCUGGUGGUGCGGGAACACUUGCUGCUGUUGUUCGAACGACACGAUAUCCCGUCGAAGAUGCUGUGUCUGCUGUUGCACGUUUGCAGGCAAGCAAGUCGAGUCCAUGUGAUGGGUAGCGUUCAAGAAAUUGUAUUGGCCGCUGCUUCCGUGUUGCUGGAGGGCUCGUCCGGCUGACCCGUAUGCCGCGACGUUGGGCUGCGCACUUGACGGCGCAGCGGAGAUUCGGCCAAAUGGAUCGGUUGUAGCAUUUGCGGAUUUCCGAACAGCAGCCGUGUUCGUCGACGAAGCUGCGGGCGACUGGGCAAUGUUAUCGUCAAGCAAAUUGUCCAAGUUGUCGUCCACAGCCACAACUUGUUCGUCCUCGUCGUUGGCGUCUUCUUCGUACUUGGCAACGGCCGUCUCGAUGGUAUCCAAGCAGUUGGCGAGGGUCUGAAAGCGGAAGCUGUCCUGGGACGUCAUCGGCUUGUGGAUCGCUGUGUUGGAACACGAAUUGAGAAUGCUCUGAAUCACGUCGAAGCUCUUUUUACGGUCCAUCGUUGGACCAGGCGUGUGAAUGAACGAUCGAAACAAAUUUUGACCGCUCAGUUGCUUGAGUUCGUCCUCCGAGUAGUCUGCUCCGAGGUUGCGCAAGAGUUCGUUCACGUCCGUGCGGCUGAUGGCAGCGCCGCCUUGUUGCGUUUCCAGCAGUCCCAAUAGAGCACUGACGCUUGCUUUCUUCUCCAUGGUGGAGAAGCUUCCCGAACUCAACAGCCGUUUGAGCUUGGCGGCGCUGUCCUUGGCAUUGAAUUUGGAAUAAUUCGUGGUGGGAUUGCCCUCGGUCUUGGCACCUCCACUGGCUUGGGCGUUCGAUGGUCCUGCAUUGCAUCCACCAAAUUGAAACAUGGACUCCAAGCUUGCCCCGCGGUUGACAUCGUUGGUCAAGUUGGCGUCGUUGCCCGAAACCAACGAGCGAAGGGUCACCCAUGACUGCUUCCUCUCCAUGGGGAAAUCGGACGUAUCCACGCAGUCCAUCAUAUCUCGAAGAAGCUGGGGGUUCACAGAAGGGGCGUCGUGGUGAGUGUGCUGCAUGCCGUCGGUCCUCGGCGUCGUCGUCGUUGUCGACGCUGAAGCUGCGACAAGUGCGGUGGAUGAACGAAAA
Molecule: messenger RNA, 4044 nt
Organism: Aphanomyces invadans
Lineage: Eukaryota; Oomycota; Saprolegniomycetes; Saprolegniales; Verrucalvaceae
Exons: 6
Coding region: 33-1967 (644 amino acids)
Source: RefSeq, a predicted model, not a curated record